CCUCUCCCCCAGACAAUACUGGCUUUUCUCCCCUUUGCUCCUUUGGGAAUCCAAUCUUAGCAUUGUUGUUUGUUGCUUGGAUUCGAAAAAAAAAAAGAUUGAAUGAUCAGAUCUCUUUCUAUCCAGUGCUCUUUCUACGCUUUUAUUAUUUUCCCACUAUUAUCGAAAUAAACCUUUCCCGAUUUAGACAUUACCGCAUCCGUUAGUCGCAUUACAUGCCGGUGAGCUUGGACUGGAUUGCCAAGACCAGCACCGUACAUCCUUAGGUACAGCCAAAGCCCAGAAAGAAAAAAAAAUAAAAAUUUACCAUAGUUGUUCCGACCCCUCCGAAGCUCUUCCGUUUCGUCACGUGCGUCUCUGUUAUCACGUGAAAGACAUAUACCCCUUACCCCUUACCCCUUACCCCUUAUUUGAAUUGUAUUUGAAAGAUUGAGGUCAAAGCCAUGUCGGCAGCAUCCGAGAGCAACCCGAUCCAAUCGGGCGGUGAAAGCUCGGCCUCCAACGGCACCACGCCAGCACCGUCGACGGCUACAACCGCAACUUCGCAGUCUAGCGCCCCGGCCCAGGAUGACUCCCUUCAAUGCCGCUGGACUGGUUGUAGCGAGAAGUUUGGCUCGGCCGAAACUCUCUACGAGCACAUUUGCGAGAAGCAUGUUGGCCGCAAAUCCACAAACAAUCUUAACUUGACUUGCCAGUGGAAUCAGUGCAAGACUACCACCGUCAAGCGAGAUCAUAUCACAUCACAUAUCCGAGUGCACGUCCCCUUGAAGCCGCACAAAUGUGACUUCUGUGGCAAGUCAUUCAAGCGCCCCCAAGAUUUAAAGAAGCAUGUUAAGACGCAUGCGGAUGACUCUGUCCUUAUCCGCUCGCCAGACCAGCAUGGCUCAAUGAACGGAGGUUAUCGGGCUUCAGGAAAAGCUCCGUCUAGCUAUUACGAUCACAAUGGUCAAAUCCGUACUAACUCGGCCGCCUUUGGUCAGCCGUCUCAUCCCGGCGGCCACCCAAGUAGUUACUAUCAGCACCACCCUCAAACCUCCUUUGGAGGGCCCAUGUACUAUCAACCCAUGGGCGGUCGGGGUGAUCACAUGGGCUACCAGGCCUCCGCCGCUGAAUAUGACAAUCGCAAACGUACCUACGAUGUGCUUAACGAGUUCUUCGGCGAUGCCAAGCGUAGGCACCUUGACCCGAAUUCGUACGCUCAGGUCGGACAGAGACUCUUGCCCUUGCACGGAGUCCUCCCUAUUCACUCCGGCUCCCUCGGAGCAGAGUAUCUCCCAAGUCCGGGUGUCAUGGCUGUCGAUGGACCCGCCGGCCAUGGUCCGUACCAACAGCACUAUUCGUUACCCCCUAUGCCGAACGUCCGCACUAAGAGCGACCUCGUCCAAAUCGACCAGCUUCUCGAGCAGAUGCAGAGCACUGUAUAUGAAAGCUCUAACACUGCUGCUGCUGCUGGAGUCCACCAGCCUGGCUCGCACUACCUACCCUUGAACUUCCGUCACAGCCAGUCCCCACCGCACUCUGCAGCGCCGCACCAGUCCGCUAUGGCCAAUAAUGCGUACUCGGCCGCUCACGUAGCUUCGCCCUUGACUGCCGUCUCUUCGACCCAUUCCAACGGCACUCCUGCUGUGACGCCCCCGUCGAGUUCCAUGUCCUAUACUUCUGGACAUUCGCCUAGUGCCUCUUCUUCCGGUCUAUCUCCCUCAACGCGCCAUAGCUCGGCCACGUCAGCGUUAUACCCGACUCUUCCUGCUGUCACAUCCGGCUACCCCGGCCAAUCUGCAACAUCAACUCUCGGCCCUACAUUUGACCCUGAUCCUCGCCGUCGCUACUCAGGUGGCAUGCUGCAGCGUGCCAGCGCCGGACCCAGACUUCACCUCGACCGCGAACCCUCUACUACCCCUCGCGCGUCCGAGUCCGCUAUCUCGGCCGUCAGCUCGCCUUCCGCAGAAUCGGAGGCCAGCGCCGAGGCACGCGAGGACCAGGCAUACGAGGCGUGGCUUGAAAACGUCCGUGUUAUCGAGUACCUCCGCGAGUACGUCAUCGAUCGCAUCAAGCGCAAGGACUACGACGCUGAGUCGCCCGCGUCGGCUGCGUCUAGUGGAAGCGAGAUGGAUGUCGAUUCGCCUACGAGACCGCCGAGUCAGCCGGCGUAUCCGGCGCUACCACUAUAGCGAUGGCAAGGUAGAAGAUAUGUCAUGAGUGAUGAGUGAACAGAUAUAGGGUGUAUGGAGGAUGUACAUAGGGACCAUGGCGUUUGAUGAGAUGUACGAAGUCUGUUGAUGUCGAUCGAGCAUGCGGCACCUUUUUUUUUUUU
This is a messenger RNA of Daldinia decipiens, 2314 nucleotides long. RefSeq lists its product as uncharacterized. The transcript has 4 exons. Bases 444 to 2171 code for a protein of 575 amino acids. NCBI's taxonomy places the organism in Eukaryota, Fungi, Ascomycota, Sordariomycetes, Xylariales, Hypoxylaceae. Gene Ontology annotation, cellular component: nucleus. Gene Ontology annotation, biological process: positive regulation of transcription by RNA polymerase II. Gene Ontology annotation, molecular function: zinc ion binding. The record is from RefSeq and is a predicted model, not a curated record.